AAAUCACAGAAACAUCAAUUUUGAGUUUUUGACGCUACGGUUGGCUUGUAGAUUGUAGCAGACUCUGCGACACAACACAGCCACGGCAAUCGGCAAAAGAAACUUCUUAUUCACUUAACCGAUUAUUACAAUUCCCGAAUCCCGAUCCACUUAUCUAUCUCAACCAACUACUUUCACUCUCAACUCUCUUUUUCUUUCUAGUUCAGUCUUUUCAUCAAACACCUUGUCCCCAAUCUCUCCGAAGCUACCAUGUUCCGGAGGUCCAUUUUGGAAAUUUCAUCUCGACAAACGUUUAGAAGUAACCCCAGACAUUUUAUAAAUCAGAAGAUACCAUCACAUCUAUUUUCGCGAAAGAAAUCCUCAAAUGCACCAAGACCAGGCCGUGCCUCAGGUCCUGGUUCUACAGGCAAGCCACCUGAGUCUGCUGGUUCUCAAUCGAAGUUUUUAAUUGGAAGUGCUGCUGUAAGUGCUGCUCUUCUGGCAGCUUACCAAUUUGGUUUCUUAGAUAAAUAUCUUGAGAAGGAGAAGCCUAGUGUUCCCCAUGAAGCUCAGAUAGAUGGUACCACUGGAGAUUUGAAGAGUGGACAACAUUCACUAGACGAGUUAGUUUCACCCAGUAGUGAGAAAUUUAACAAUGAAAAUCCUGCUGUAGAGCAUGCAGAGCAGAAGGUUGAUACCAGUCUUCCACAGCCAGAAAUUGUAAUAGAAGAUUCAGGUGAUCAACCGAUUCCUAUGCAAGACAUUUCUGAUAUUGCUGAAGAUCAUAAUGUUGGUUCCAUAGAAAAUCAGUUUCCUGAAUCUCCUCAAAGUAGUCCAACAUCUGAUGAUCCUAGUAAAGAUUUUGUGGUGCAGCCUAAUGGGAUUGUUGGCAUAAAAAGCACAGAAACAGAUGUUUCUCUAAGACCGGAAGUGGGAGUUCAACAUACAUCCACAUCUACACAGGACAAUGCAUUUCUAGAUGAGAAUGGAACUGAAAAUAUUCAACCGAAGCAACAGGAAAUAGAGGAGAGAAGAGAGGUUCAUAAUGUAGUAGGUGAAGAUACAGAACAACCACCCACCCUCCUUCAGGAAUAUCACUUAGGGAAUAAGUCAGAAGGAAGCCCUUCUAUUUAUUUAUAUAGUCAUGGCUUUCCUGAGAACAGUCAUUUUCCUGACGAAAAAAAGACACAUAGUGGUGCAAUGGAGGACUUGGAAGAUGGUUAUGCAUCUAAGGAUGGAAAACUGGUUAUUGAUUUCCUUCAAGUCGUCCAUGCUGCGGAGAAAAGGCAAGCUUAUGAAGAUGCACGUGCUUUUAAUGAAGAGAAGAAGGUGUUGAAGGAAAAAUAUGAAAAGAAGUUGAAAGAUGCAGCUGCCAAAGAACUUAUGCUUGCUGAAGAAGCUGCAAUGUUGGACAAGGAGCUAAAGAGAGAGAAGGCAAAAGCAGCUCUUGCUAUUAAGUCACUUCAAGAAAAGAUGGAAGAGAAAUUAAAGAUAGAACUUGAACAAAAGAAAAUUGAAACAGAACUAAAGUUGAAGAAAACUCAGGAGUUAGCAAAGGCAGAGUUAAAUGCAGCCAUAGCAAAUGAGAAGGCAGCCCAACUUGAAAAAAUGUCUGAAGCAAAUAUUAAUAUAAAUGCCUUGUGCAUGGCAUUUUAUGCUCGAUCUGAAGAAGCUCGUCAAAGUCAUGCUGCUCAAAAUUUUGCCUUGAGAGCACUUGCACUUGAAGAUGCACUAUCAAAAGGAUUGCCAAUUCAGACGGAAAUAGAAAAUUUGCAGUCUUAUGGUGAAGGCAUAGAUAAAGAGUCAGUUCUGGAUUUGGUGCUAGCAUCCCUUCCUGAAGAGACAAGAAACAAUGGCACUGACACACAACUGCAAUUAAAGCAGAAGUUUGAUUUCUUAAAAGGUAAUAUACGACACUUCAACCUAUUGCCACCAGGUGGGGGAGGUAUAUUGGCACAUUCUUUGGCACGUGUAGCAUCCUUGUUGAAGGUUAGGGAAGCUGACCAAUCAGGUGAUGGGAUUGAAUCUGUGAUUAACAAAGUUGAGAGUUACUUGGCUGAAGGAAAACUUGCUGAAGCAGCAGAUUUUCUAGAAGAAAGUGUCAGAGACACUCAAGCUGCAGAAAUUGUAACAGGUUGGGUGAAGCAAGCAAGAAACAGGGCUAUUUCUGAGCAGGCUGUUGUUUUUCUUCAAUCCUAUGCCAAUUCCAUUAGCCUUACAUAAUUAUCAAAUUUUGAAUAUUUACAAGGCCGUGUUGAUUUAAUACCUAAAGGUUGCUGAGAUUAUUUGGUUCCAUCAAGGAUACCAACGGAAAUUGCCUUAAUUAUUGACCCACAAGAAAACAACUUAGCCCUUUUCUUUCAUAGCACCUGAAAUUAGUUGAUUCUGUGAUAUCUGUAUAAAACUCCACUGGCUUUGGGGUUUGGACCCAAGUGGUAUCAGGCUCUGUAUAUUUUUUCUUUCAAGAAUGAUUAAAAUGUUGCAUUUCUUAGUAUGAAAAUUUCAAUAAUACGCCUCAGACGUCAAAUGUCUAUCAGUGCUCUCCAUACAAAUAAUAGUUCAAGGUGGUUUCUUGAGGGAUGAUAA
This is a messenger RNA of Cicer arietinum (chickpea), 2565 nucleotides long. RefSeq names its product MICOS complex subunit MIC60, mitochondrial. Lineage: Eukaryota; Viridiplantae; Streptophyta; Magnoliopsida; Fabales; Fabaceae. The record is from RefSeq and is a predicted model, not a curated record. Gene Ontology annotation, cellular component: MICOS complex. Gene Ontology annotation, biological process: cristae formation.